This is a messenger RNA of Raphanus sativus (radish), 1598 nucleotides long. RefSeq names its product mitochondrial fission protein ELM1. The record is from RefSeq and is a predicted model, not a curated record. The coding region runs from base 56 to 1312 and encodes 418 amino acids. Gene Ontology annotation, cellular component: mitochondrial outer membrane. The transcript has 10 exons. NCBI's taxonomy places the organism in Eukaryota, Viridiplantae, Streptophyta, Magnoliopsida, Brassicales, Brassicaceae. Gene Ontology annotation, biological process: mitochondrial fission.
ACCAAAAGGAAACUAAAAAGUAAAAACUCUGAAACUUCCCUUUUUCUCAACUGUCAUGCGACCAACACAGCCACCGGAAGUAGCCGUCACCGGUCCCUCCGCUAAUCCCCAGGGAGGUAUCUCCCGCGUAGUGAAACGAGCCAUAGUUAUCGGAAACGGCUGCGCCGGCGCGGAGAAUCAGUGCAUCGGCCUCGUUCGAUCAUUAGGCCUUUACGAUCGCCACCACCUCUACUAUAGUGUCGCUAGGACAAGAGGAGGAAUCUAUAGGUGGCUUCAUUGGCUUCCUAUCUCUCUCUACAAAAAGCUUGACCAGUUCAUCAGAUGUGUAUGUUCUGGAUUCUCCUUCAAAGCAAAUGAAUCUGUUGACAGAAGAUCUGGUACAGGAAUCAGGGAUGUGACUGAGAUAGCUGAUGCGAAGUUGAUUGUUGCCAUGGCUCGUCGUACCUUUGACAAGAGUGGCCCUUUGUUAGUGGUGGCAUCUGGUCGUGAUACUAUUUCUGUCGCAAGCUCCAUUAGACGACUAGCUAUGGAUUAUGUUUUUGUUGUUCAGGUACAACAUCCAAGGUCGCGUCUCGAAAGAUUUGAUCUAGUGAUCACACCUCGUCAUGAUUACUUUUCUUUAACACCUGAAGGAAAAAAGCAAAUCCCUUUCUUUCUCAGGCCGUGGGUAACUCCACGUGAACCUCCAGGUAGAAAUGUGUUUCUCACUACUGGAGCUCUUCACAACGUGGACUCUUCUACUCUGAGAAAUGCUAAUUUGAAAUGGAAGGACGAGUUUGCCUCCCUGUCAAAAAAACCUUUGGUUGUGGUUAAUAUUGGAGGACCUACAAGGAACUGUUUGUAUGGUGUUGAUCUUGCUAAGCAACUGUGUGGUAUGCUUCACAGUAUCCUCUGGAGCUGUGGGUGCCUAAGAAUAUCUUUUUCAAGAAGAACACCGAAGAAGGUCAAAGAGAUGGUAACUAGAGAAUUGAGGUCUAACCCGAAGGUCUACAUUUGGGAUGGAAAAGAGCCUAAUCCGCAUUUGGGGCAUCUAGCUUUAGCCGAUGCUUUUAUCAUAACUGCUGACUCUAUAAGUAUGUUGAGCGAGGCAUGUACUACCGGGAAACCAGUGUAUGUUGUGGGUGCUGAAAGGUGUACAUGGAAAUUCUCAGACUUCCAGAAGACCCUUCGUGAAAGAGGAGCUGUUCGGCCUUUAACCGGCAAAGAAGAUAUGGUUGAGAAGUGGAGUUACACUCCUCUUAACGAUAAUGCAGAAGCUGCAAAGCGUGUGAUUCAAGAUCUGGCUGAGCGUGGAUGGAAAAUUGAGGCGUGAACAAGUUUUCCAGAGUAUUGUCUUUUCUCUUAUCAAUAUCGAUUAAAGGUAAUUAGUUUCAGGUUAGGAAUUAGCGCGAUCCUUUUUGAAAAUUAUAUUAUAAACUUAAAGGUCAUCUAGUUAGCUCAUUGGUUGAACUAGUAGCAAUAUGAUUUUGUUAGUUCUUUGUUUUUUUUUUUUCCCAUUUGGAUAUUAUGAUCUACUGGUUUGUUGGAAACUUGAAAAUAAAGUUUUUGAACCUUUUUGGGGUAAAAGAUAAUACAGUAUAAUAAAGAAGUUUAAAGUA